Stylonychia lemnae is the source of this 396-nucleotide messenger RNA. NCBI's taxonomy places the organism in Eukaryota, Ciliophora, Spirotrichea, Sporadotrichida, Oxytrichidae. The record is from the annotation of a GenBank genome assembly.
AUGAUAACUGUUAUUUUUAACCUGGAUGGAAAUCCUCAUGAAAUUAUUAUCAAGGACACUAAGUAUUUUGUAAAAGAACUAUAUGGUUGCGAAAAGCAUAAGAAUACCAUCGUUACAGUAAACGAUAUUACUUUUAAGUUUUACUUUAGUGCUGGGAUUUGUUUGUUGGAGCUAAGAUUGACAUAUUUGAUGAAGAAUACUUUCAUAGAAGAACUGAAGAAGUAUGAAAGAAAAUCAUUGGAUAUUAAGUUAACUAAGAAUUGUGAAGGCAAGUAACAGUGUUCAAUAAAUCUUAGAGAGCUUAUUAAUCAAGUUUCAUAACUUAAGUCCAGACUUGCCACUUAUAGACCACUGUUAUCAGAUGAUAUAAUUGUUGCAUUCGAAAGUCUUUUAUGA